AUGGACGCUUUAGAUUGUGACGUCAUUGAUAUGUUUCGAAUCCUAGCAGUGUUGAUGUUAUGUUUACAUGUAGCCUUUGUGACUGUAGUUCUCAUCCGGCAUCAGGCAUUUGAAGUCUGUAUUUCUGACUUCUCCUCUCGGGGAAACAUCGACACCCUCUUGGGUUCCUUGGCCAACGGAAUAAAAGUAUGUACUGUCGGCAUGGUCCGUCCCAUGGAUCUGUUUAAUGAGAGCGUGUGUCAACAAAUCCAGAUCCGAGACGUCCACCCUUCUUGCCACCUAAACAGAGCGCUGGAAUCUCCCUACAGGAUACUACUGGGUGGAGUGACAGUUUUAGCCUUCAUCUCUCUGUGUUGUUACCAUCUCAUUUCUCACGGAUUAUUAAUCAACGCUCUAACAAUUUUGGAACUGUAAACAUGUAUAAUUAAUGGCGCAACCAAACUCGGAAUGUUUUCUCCUUUUCAUCAGGACCCGUGAACCGGAUUAUUUUCAAAACAGUUUUUAUCAUUACAUUUUUUACUAAAAACAGAACAAGUCCGAAGAAAGUAGGAAGAAACAGGCUCUCCACUGGGUUUUUUUUUCCUAUAAUAAAAUUAAAGAAGAACAAAUCGAAUCGCUGUCUUGAUAUGGUUUCAUUUUAUAUGAAUUAUAAUUGAGCUACAAUUUCACUAUUCGUCUAUUGGUGUGAGUAUCGAAACAGGGGAGUAACUCAGUGGUCUACAUCUGGACAGCGUCAAAACAUCGAAAAUUCCCGGAAUAACCACCAGGACUCUGGACAAAUAUAAGUCAAAAAAUCGAAAAUAUUAAUAACAGGAAUAAUCUCCAAGAAAGAUAUACGGCAAAAAUGUUUUUCCUUCAUAUUCAGUCGGAAAUUUCUCACAGAGUGUACGUUACGAGAUAUCUUUCCCAGAAGAAAAAUUAAACUUCUUUUAUUUAGAUAUACAGUUGAAUAUUAAUGUUAAUAAUUUAUUAAAAAAUAGAAAAACGA
Molecule: messenger RNA, 988 nt
Organism: Saccostrea echinata
Lineage: Eukaryota; Metazoa; Mollusca; Bivalvia; Ostreida; Ostreidae
Exons: 3
Coding region: 1-414 (137 amino acids)
Source: RefSeq, a predicted model, not a curated record